UAAUCAUGGGAUUUUAUCUCUUUUCCCAAAUGACUUCAUUUUUUCUUCUUGCCUCUACACUUCUCUUCUUCCUAAUAUCCCACUCUUGUCAUGCCCAAAACUCUCAACAAGACUAUUUGGAUGCCCACAACACAGCUCGUACCAAUGUGGGAGUCGGGCCAUUAACAUGGGACGACAAGGUGGCAGCCUACGCCCAACAGUAUGCUUCCCAAUUGGCUGCUGAUUGCAACCUCGUCCAUUCUCAAGGCCAAUACGGUGAAAACCUAGCUGGCGGUAGCGGUGACUUGACGGCCACGCAGGCGGUGGAGCUGUGGGUCAACGAGAAACAAUACUAUCACCAUGACUCGAAUUCAUGUGAUGAGGGAAAAGUGUGCGGACAUUAUACUCAAGUGGUUUGGCGUAACUCGGUUCGUUUGGGAUGUGCUAGGGUUCAAUGCAACAAUGGAGGAUACGUUGUCUCUUGCAACUAUGAUCCUCCAGGUAAUUAUAGAGGUCAAAGUCCAUACUAAAAAGAUGUCCAUUUCACAUUAUACGUACGGACUUCAGCUUGUAUCAAGAAAUUAAAUAAUAGCACUAAAAAACAACCAAGUCAUUAAGUAUGUUUGUAUUCCUAUAUGGAGUGGACGUUCUAUAUAGUAAGAUAAGUGGUUUUAAGAGACCAAGUACAAGUUGUAACAAGUGUGAAGCUGCUUCGGCUUGAUGUAUGCUCUCAUUAUUAUGAAUUAAUACUCUUAAGAAA
Messenger RNA from Lycium ferocissimum, 739 nucleotides. Its product is annotated as pathogenesis-related protein 1A-like. NCBI's taxonomy places the organism in Eukaryota, Viridiplantae, Streptophyta, Magnoliopsida, Solanales, Solanaceae. The coding region runs from base 6 to 509 and encodes 167 amino acids. The transcript has a single exon. The record is from RefSeq and is a predicted model, not a curated record. Gene Ontology annotation, cellular component: extracellular region.